GCGGCGGGGGCCGGGGCCGGGCCCGGGGGCGGGCUGUGAGCGCCAUGGAGCGGCCCGGCGGCGGCGCGGGGGGCUGGGCCGCGCUGCUGGGCCGGCAGCAGCCGCAGGCGCGGGAGCACUGCCCGGGCGUGAACAACCGGCCCUACGUGUGCGAGAGCGGGCACUGCUGCGGGGAGAGCGGCUGCUGCACCUACUACUACGAGCUGUGGUGGUUCUGGUUGCUCUGGACCAUCCUGAUCCUGCUGAGCUGCUGCUGCGCCUACCGGCACCGCCGCGCCAAGCUGCGCCUGCAGCAGCAGCAGCGGCAGCGCGAGAUCAACCUCAUCGCCUACCACGGGGCCUGCAGCUACCCUGCCUCCAUGAUGGACCUCAGGCUCUUGGCCUCCUUCAAGCUGCCGGCCUACGAGGAGGUCGCACACGGCCCCAGGUCCCCGCCGCCGCCGUACAGCCCGGUGCUGGCGCCACGCAGCAGCAGCCUCAGCUCCGAGCGCUGCAGCAGCUGCUCCUGCGGCUCAAGCUGUGCCACAUCCCCCAGCAGCACGUCCCUGUCGGCGCCAGCCACGGACGCCACCAGCACCCCCAGUGACGAUGCCGGCACCAGCAGCACCAGCACCGUGGGCAGCUGGGAGCCGCCGCAGCUCCACGGCCUCUUCUCCUCCACCACGGACUUGUGUGAGGCGGACGCGCAGCCCUGCUCUGACAUCGAGGAGGGCGAGGAGGAGGAAGGUGCCGCGCCAUGGGACGAGGGCACUGGCACCAGCGGCACCGGGGAGCACUUCCGGCACCGGCGCCUUACUGGGGACUCCGGCAUCGAGGUGGGACGGUGCCAGGAGGAGGAGGAAGAGGGUGAAGGCUCCCGUCUGCUGGGCAAGGCCGGCACCACCCCCCCGCCCCCCUGCAGUGAUGGGCCCAGCUCCCCAGUGCUACCCAUCUGAGCCUGCCCUGGUGCUGCCCCAUGGCUCCCCCCGGCACAGGGCAGCGUUCCCGGGGUCUGGACUCUCCUGUGGAGCCCCCGGGGAGAACCCUCGCCCCAUCAGCCCCCCCCAGCACCCACUGAGCCCGAACUGCUGCCCAUGGCGGAGGGGGGGGGGGCGGUCACGUCCG
Messenger RNA from Pezoporus flaviventris, 1104 nucleotides. RefSeq names its product WW domain binding protein 1 (gene WBP1). The transcript is spliced from 4 exons. The record is from RefSeq and is a predicted model, not a curated record. Gene Ontology annotation, molecular function: WW domain binding. Lineage: Eukaryota; Metazoa; Chordata; Aves; Psittaciformes; Psittacidae. The coding region runs from base 45 to 935 and encodes 296 amino acids.